This is a messenger RNA of Bursaphelenchus okinawaensis, 5436 nucleotides long. Lineage: Eukaryota; Metazoa; Nematoda; Chromadorea; Rhabditida; Aphelenchoididae. The record is from the annotation of a GenBank genome assembly.
AUGUUUUAUAUUUUAGUACUAAUUAGUAUAUUCGUGUAUCGUUAUGAAGGUGCCGAGUUUGUGAAGAGGUACAGACGGCAGUUGAUACCUAUUGAACAUGUACAGGUAGGUAAAAUACGGGCUCGCUUAGUACUUCUUUUUUUCCAAUAUAGUGAGAACUUUCUUUACAAACUAUAAAAUAGCAAGAACUUUCUUUACAAGAGAAAAAAGCCAAUAACUUUUUUUACAGAACAAAGAAUAACAAAAACUUCCUUUCCAGGACAACAAAUGGCACAAUGGCAAAAACUUUAUUUACAAAGCGAAAAAUGGCAAAAAAUUUCUUUACAAAACAAAAAAUAGUCAAAAUAUUACUACAAAGGUUUUCGUGGUGGGACCAACACGAGUAAGAAAAAAUUACAAUUUUUAAUUUUCAGGUCCAUUCCCUCCGCUCAAACGUGACAGUACUAGAAGAUACAGUAGAAACCCGUUCGCUAGAUUCAAUAUUAGAAUUCAACAAACCUCCCUAUAACAUUAGCUACUUCUCUAGGUAUUCUCUAUCAUCCAUCGACAGUAAAGCCUCAUUCCUUCGUAUCAACUCCAGCUACUCGGACAUAGCACUAGGCUUACAUUCAGUACGAGUAAGAUGUCUAGCAUCAAAAACAUCUCUAGAUUUGAGAAUGAAUCCAAAUCAAAUUGACCAGUCGGAAAUGAGAACUAUUUUUGAUUCGGAUGUCAACUUUGCCAUUUCUAAUCUAAACUUCAAUUUGGCUGUUUUUAAUGGAUCUCAUGCUAACUUGAGGACACGUACGGGGACGAAUGAGAAAGAUAAGAUAUUCAGGUUUGGGUAUGAGAAUAGUACGGAAGAGUUUCGAGUCAACUCGGUCGAUAAUAAUGAUGUUGUUGAUGUGGUUUUACAAGGCAAUUUGGUAAGUCCUGCCUUACCCUAAUUUAGUCUAGUCUACCAUAUCCUACCCUCCCCUAUCAUACCAUACCCCACCCUACCCUACCCUACCCGACCCUACCCACCUCUACUCUACCUUACCCUACCCUACCCCACUUUACCCUCUCUUCCGUAUACUAUCCUACCCUACCUUACCAUACCCUUUUGUAGCUCUCCGCAUCAUUACUAUACCGUACAGUAUUCUUUACCGUAGCCUUCCCUAUCACAUAGUCGUUAUCCUACCCAUUAGUACCAAUAGCCAAGCCUUACCCUACCUUACGUAGGCCCUGCUAUACAUCAUCCUUCCUAACUUACCUUACUUACCCUACCCUGCCCUUCUAUACAAUACCGUAACCUACCGUACAGUACCUUUCUUUCUCCUUGUCUAGAAUUAUCCUACUCUGCCCUAAACUACCCUGCCUUACAUUACCUACCAUAUUCUAGCCUGUUUUAAAAUAAUGUGCCCUACCCUGCCCUGCCCUAACCUACUUGACCCUAGACCUUAAAACAAGAAAACCUUUCAAUCAUUCAUUCUGGGCCUCGUAUUUUACCUUUUUUCGUUUAUUUCUAAAUUUUUCUUACGUCUAACUACCUCAUUUCAGAUCCACCUAACCUACGGUGAAAUAAUAAUCCAAAUCGACCGCAAUUACCGUCGCCUAAUCUUAAUAUCCAGCUCUCAUCGGAUCGAAUUUCAUACCAUUGGGGCUACUUUCCAAGCCUCAAUUAACGACCAGUCGCUUCAAUUCGACUACCUAACUGAUCGAAUUCGAGUAAUUGUUCAAAACAACUCUCCCAAUGUUACAGUAAUCGUCUCGACUCCAUCGAAAUCGGAUUUAGAUAGAACUACAGGUGUCGAUAUUAAUUUGAAUGAUCGACCAAACAAGAAUAUCGACCAUUUACAACUAAUAGCUCAAACUUUACAACUACAACUGGUUGGAGCUCAAAAUGGUCCGGCUAUCUAUGCUAAUGCCAAUGAAAGUGUACUUAGUUUGAGUACGAACAAAAGUGAAGUAAGUUAUGUCGUUCUGGGUUUUGUAAAGAAAGUUUUUGGCAUUUAUGCUUUGUAAAGAAAGUUUUUGCCCUUUUUUGUCUUGUAAAGAAAGUUUUCGCCAUUUCUUGUUUUGUAAAGAAAGUUCUUGCCGUUUACCUAAUAAAAGCUUAACAUUCAAAGUUCCGCAGCCUGCGAGUGACAAGUUAUACGAAGAAUCCCAUUUUCUUUUUGUAAAGAAAGUUCAUUCCAUUUCAAACCCUGUAAACAAAGUUUUAACCAUUUUUCAGGUCCGACUAUCAGCCUCAAACCAGCUAGUCCAAAUCACUGGCCAAGCACCUAUAUUAGUUACCACGACAGAAAAUGUAGCAAUAGUAAUUACUGGAAGAGGUAAUGGUACUCUCAGCCCUCCUCAUACGAUCCAACCUCAAAUCGACUAUGGUGAAUAUAAAAUACAAAACUUGAGUAAGUUUAUAGUAAAAUACGGGGUCAAGAAUUAUGUCUUUUUUAUUUUUAUAAAAAAAAUAUUAUCAGGCUUUCGUGGUGGGACCAAAAAAGGUUUAAGUAUGAUUUUUUAGUAAUAAAAUUUUUAAAAUUUGGUUGUUUGAGACCAAAAAAUGAUAGAAUUUAAAAUAAUUUCGGCCUUUAAAUAAAAAGAUAUCAAAACAAGUUUUCGUUGCGAGACCAAAAUCUCACACUUCACAUUAUGAAAGCCCUUUUCAGCCAACAUAACUGCCACACAAGACAAUGCCAACUGGUUAACAUCGAAAUUAAACCUGAAUAAUCUAGUCAAUCAAGCCAUUUCUGAUGUUCAAGACUUUCCUCCGGUUUUGGGUGAAAGUUUCCGCUCAGCGACUAACAAUAAUCUUAACUUUGUUGAUGGGGAGAACAGCUUUCCUUUUGACGGUAAAUAAUUUAGAGGCUCAUUAUUUGUUCUCGUAUUUUACUAAUUCAUUUUUUCAUUUUUUUUUAUUUUUACACCGAUCUUUAUUUCAAAUUUCUAUUUUCCCGCCGUUUUAUUUUUUGAAUUUUUGGUUUCCGUUAUAUUUUUUAGCAUUGGCAUUCUGUUUCAUCUACUCAAAAAAGGUCAAAAAUACUUUUUUAAUCCUUUCUUUAGUUUUUAUUAAAACAAAUUUUCCUUCAACGUUAAAAUUUUUUUGAAUUUUCAUUUUCCCGCCAAUUUUUAUGAAGCUUGGCAUUCUGUUUCAACUAACAAAAACUGCUGAGAAUGACCUUCGUAACGUACUUUUUAAGUAUUUUUUACUCUUUUCACCUUUUAUCUAUCAAAUUUUUCAUUUUUCUUGUAGCCCUACUGCUGUACCAUUAGUACCUGUACUACCUAACAUAACAAAGUCUAACCUAUAUGGAAUCACUCACCAAAGCUUACACUAUAUUGAAGCACGCACUGUAGUCCAAUAUAUGGUCCCUACUUCACUCUAACCUUCUCUUCCUUAUUCUUACCUAUCUUACCCUAUCCUUACUAACCAACUUUCCAUGUUCAGAUAAUAAAUCCUGGUCCAGCGUGAAUUCGGAUAAUUUAAAUUCAGACGCUUUAUUUCCGACAGAUGCGACCAAAGACACCUUCUCUCUACAACCAUUCGAAGGCAUGGAGAAUAUAAACUCCGACAACGAUGAUAGCCUGUUCAACGAAAAUGGCAAGAAAAUUACUUCGGAGAGCAGUUGGAAUUCAAAGUUUAGUCAAAACUCAGGCCAAACUUCGAAUUCAAACCAGAAUACGAAUUCAAAUCAAAAUUCAGCCCAAAACUCAAAUCUGAACAACUUUGGACCAUUGUGGAGUUCAGAUGGCGUAGCAUGGGUUACAAUAGCACCAGGAAGACAAGGACAGCCCGAAUUUGUCAGUGGAGAAGAGCCAAAAUCGAGCAGUACCUCUAGCUGGACUGGUGGAAUUAACACGGUUGAUGGACAAACUACUGGUGGAGGUACCUGGAACACUUCUGGUGGUUCCCAUGAAAAUACAAGUCAAAACCAAGGAGGUACGACCAUAAACGCCAACGGGGACCGACCAUUUGGCGAAGGUUUCGGGGUAGAUUCAGAGGAAAAUAGCCAAAACUCUACGAAUAACGCUUCUGAAUCCCAAAAUUCUAAUGGAAAUACAACAUCAGCAAGCCAAGGAGCUACAAACACAUCUUUAGAAAAUGGUCAGAAUGGUGCAGCUGGUACAAAUCAGUCAGAAAACGCAACUCAAAACGAAAAUACUUCGGAAAACGGGCAAAAUUGGUCGGUUUCAACCUCUACGCAUCCCAAUAUCACUGCGGCCAACCGAACAAUAUCAUCUUCAACGUCUUCUACAAACACUAAUCAACAAAAAACAUCAAAUGUAAACGGCUGGAACAACUGGAACUGGUCUAACUUUGGCAAUCAACAAAAUUCAGGAGGUCAAAGUCAAUGGAGUGUAAAUCAAGGUGGAAAUGCUGCUCAAAAUAAUAAUACAUACUCGAAUAACAACAAUAGAGUUCAAGGAAGUAUAAGUUGGUUAACACCACCAGGAUCUGUCAAUACUUCAAAUGGAGUCAGCGAUGAAAGUGAUUUACCUGAAACAGAGGGAGAUGAAAGUGUAGCUACUACAAAAUCAUCUUCUGGCAAUAUUAAUGAGAGUGCUUCUUUAACAACGCCUUCAGAAGCUUCAGAAAACUCUCCUGAAUCUUCGACGACUUUAUCUGACGUUUUAACAACCACAGAAAGUUCAGAUUCAUCAAAUUCACCUACAACAAUAUCAGCUGAUAUAUCAACAACAACGUCCUCAGCUGCCACAACAGAAACCACGCCAAAUCAAACGGAUUCAGAAAUAAAUGAUGUAACAUCAUCUACCCAACCUAAUUCAACAUCAAAUCCUUCCUUACCAGGCCAACAAAACGAAGAUAACGAUCUAUUUCCAACACCUCCAAGUAUAGCUAAAACAAUAUCCGAAACCGGCUUCCCAAUCCCGCCAAUGCCCGGAGUUGAUGACGGUAAUAACAGGAAUCAAAACCAAGAUAAUGCCGGUCAAAAUGAACGUAAUGGCAACAACAGUGGGCGUGAGAAUGAAACGAUAGCUGAAUCUGAAGUUGAAGAUGGUGAAGAUCUAAAACAAGGUAAUGGAACUAAUAUUGAUGAAGAUCGGAUUGAAGAAGUUGAGAAAACCAACGAUAAUGGCGAUGGUAAGGGAAUAUAAAAGCUUGAUAUUUGAUCAAAUUUGUUUUGGCAAAAAAACUGGCUUUGUUUUCGAGCUGCGCCCGAGGUUUUGCAGGCUGUGGAAGCGAUUUUAUACCAAAUCUCUUAAAAAGAUAAAAAUAAUGUUGUCAAUGAUAAAAUAACAUAAAAAUAUGUUAAAACAGGGUUUAAUAAUUGUAUUUUACAAAAAAUUCUUAUAGUAUCCCAAAUGGCUAAGGAACAAACAUACGAUCGAAGUGAUGACACCUUUGCCAUAGCUCAUUUUGGUGAAAUUACAACACAACGGCCCAAUAUCAUGGCUACUAUAGUUAAUAUUACCAUAGUUUCACCCACAACACCUAUGCCAGCUUUGUUUUAA